GUUUUGCUAUAGAAUUUCAGACUCGAGCUCCACGUUUUCAAAACGAACCUCCGAACCGAGUAGACUUCUCUAAUUCAAGUGGUACAGCUAUCACAUGCAGCGCAGAUGGACGACCACCACCUUUGAUCCGGUGGGUUAAACAUGAUGGUGAAGUACUGCAAGAUCUCCCUGGUCUUAGAUAUACAAGACAUGAUGGCUCAUUAGUAUUCACACCUUUCCAGAGCGAGGAGUACAGGGCAGACGUACAUGCUUCCGUGUACAGAUGCGAAGCUUCAAACAGAGUUGGUGUCAUUGGCAGUAGAGAUGUGCACGUCAGAGCAGUUGUUUUGCAACACUACGAAAUUCGAUUGUUCGACGAGUUUGUUCUUAGAGGUAACAUGGCUGUCCUUCGGUGUCCUGUCCCCAGCUUCGUGAGUGAUUAUGUCAGAGUUACUUCAUGGGAAAGAAUAGACGGGUUUCUAAUAACCCCAGGAAUUAUAAGCGCAAAGUAUGGAAUGUUAGAAAGCGGUGAUCUUUACAUACGAGAUACCACUGAGCAUGACGGAUCCUACAGUUUCAGAUGUCAUACAGAAAAUACAGUAACCAAAGAGAAAAAAGUUAGCAUGAAUUAUUCCAGGAUUAUUGUUACAGAACCUCAUCAUAAUCAACCCCCUCGAGUGACCAGACGUCUGAGCCGCGUUCUGGUGCCACUUGGGCAGCGAGCCACCUUGCCUUGCAUCGCUCAAGGCCAUCCUGUCCCUGCAUAUCGCUGGCACAAGGCCCAAGGCGAUCAACGGCCUCUUCCAGAUCAUACCAUCUCAGUCAGCCAAGAAGGCGGGGUCUUAAUUUUCCACAAAGUGGUGCCCAGUGAUACGGGACGUUAUAUCUGUCACGUGACAAAUAUAAUGGGUGAAGAUAAAGUGGACACAGAACUGAUUGUCGAAGAACCUCACCGAGUCGCAAUCACUCCUCCAGAACUCCGUUUAGAAGUAGGGAAGACGGCCACUCUGAAUUGCUCUGUUUUUGGCAGCCCCCCCGGUACCGUGGUAUGGAGGAAAGACAUGCUGACUCUGCUGCCAAGUCCACGAAUCUUAUUUCCAAACCCUUAUCUUCUUCAAGUGAGACAAAUCAGAAGGCAAGACGCCGGAAUGUACCAGUGCUUCAUUCACAGGGAGCUUUAUUCAUCACAAGCGUCGGCCAGACUCAUUAUUGGCGAUCUUUCUCCGUCAUUAAAACUGACGUUCCCGGAGAAGACAGUCCGACCAGGAAGAUAUGUGUCCUUGACAUGCAUCGCCUCCGGACAUCCAGAGCCCUUGAUUCGGUGGUCAUUGGACAACAUAUGGCCCCUAUCCACACGCCAUGGCGUUCUCAUCAGCUCUUACCAAACAAGCAAUGGGGAUGUUGUCAGUUCUGUCAAUUUCACUUCUGCGGACGUCACUGAUAGUGGAGUAUACUCUUGCGAGGCAUCCAACGAUGCUGGAACUGUUAGUUAUUCUAAAAGACUCAAUGUAUUCGGCCCCCUCUUCAUCAGAACUAUUAAUAAUUUGACUGCUCUGGCAGGGGAAACAUUUUCUGUGAUAUGUCCCUUUGGAGGAUAUCCUUAUGAUACGAUACAAUGGAAAAGAGAAUUAGAAGUGAUCAUCCUGGCCGUGCACGUCCAACGUUUGCUACUUGUCAUGGAAAAGAGCACUUGCACACUUUUUGGAAUGAUGGAAUAA
Stegodyphus dumicola is the source of this 1697-nucleotide messenger RNA. RefSeq names its product cell adhesion molecule Dscam1-like. The record is from RefSeq and is a predicted model, not a curated record. Lineage: Eukaryota; Metazoa; Arthropoda; Arachnida; Araneae; Eresidae. Gene Ontology annotation, biological process: cell-cell adhesion. Gene Ontology annotation, molecular function: protein binding.